AAGGACACAUCUCUCUCUAUAUAUACCCCUUCUCGUCCUUUUUAUCUCAUUUGGCUUCAGCUGCCAUCCGUUCUUCUUCCUUAGUUAACAUAUCUCUUUGACCCUUUCUCUCUCUCUCUCUCUUGUCAAAUCCAUGCAGAUCAGCGCAAGUCUUCCCGCCCAGAACCUCCACCUUGUUGAGGGUUUCAGAUACCGGCAAUCUCCGUUGAAUCCUUCAAGGAAACCCACUUCUGCGUCAAUGACUCAAUCUCUGAAGCCGCCGGUUACUUCAACUGAGUCUGAGUCGUCUACUAAGAAACACAUAGCCAAUCUUGAAAAACUUCUUCGAAAACAUUCUAUUCCGGAGCUGAACCAACCUGAACCUGUGCAACCAGUUCAUAAAGUUUCGAAUGGGAAUAAUAAUAGAUCGACAUUAGCAAACAAAGGUAAAGCUUUACUUGAACGCCUCAACUUGGCCAGGAUAUGGCCUGAAAUGAGAGCGGCUGAGGAAAUGUCGCCCAGACAUCUAAACAGGCUUCAGCGGCUGUUGUCCAAAACGGAAGAAUAUUCUCCGAGGAAUAAUCUCGGUUCCCGGUGGCGAGAGUAUCAUGGUAGCAAUGAUUGGACAGGGCUUCUUGAUCCGCUGGAUGAGAACCUCCGGCGAGAGGUUGUGAGAUAUGGAGAGUUCGUGCAAGCAGCCUACCAUGCUUUCCAUUCGAAUCCUGCCAUGUCAUCAGAGGAAGCUCCUUUGCCCAGACAUGUAGCUUUGCCUGAUAGGUCAUAUAAGGUGACAAAGAGCCUUUACGCUACAUCCUCCAUCGGUUUGCCUAAAUGGGUAGACGACGUAGCACCGGAUCUCGGUUGGAUGACCCAACGAUCGAGUUGGGUCGGGUACGUGGCCAUAUGUGAUGACAAAAGGGAGAUCCAGAGGAUGGGAAGAAGGGAUAUACUGAUUGCAUUACGCGGCACAUCCACGUGUCUUGAAUGGGCCGAGAACAUGAGAGCCCAUUUAGUUGAUAUGCCCGGAAAUCACGACCCUAUCCAUGGACAACCGAAGGUGGAGUGUGGAUUCUUGAGCCUACACAAAACCGGUGGAGCUCAUGUGCCAUGUCUAGCCGAAUCAGUGAUGGAAGAGGUAAAAAGGCUCAUGGAACAAUACAAGGGUGAGACCCUAAGCAUUACAGUGACAGGCCACAGCCUAGGGGCAGCCUUGGCCCUAUUAGUAGCAGAUGAUUUAAGUACGCAAGCCUCUGAAAUGCCACCGAUUGCAGUAUUUUCCUUCGGUGGACCUAGGGUUGGUAAUAGGGGAUUUGCAAACCAAAUUAAUGCAAAAAAUGUUAAGGUCUUACGUAUUGUGAACAAUCAAGAUGUUAUCACUAAGGUUCCUGGCUUGCCUAUGGUUGCAGAAAUAAAUGAGGACUUGCCAUUGGCAUACUCACAUGUGGGAAUUGAACUACGUGUCGAUACAAAAAUGUCACCUUACUUAAAGCCGAAUGCUGACGUGGCAUGCUGCCAUGACUUGGAGGCAUAUCUUCAUUUAGUGGAUGGGUUUUUGGCUUCAAAUUGCCCUUUCAGAGCUAAUGCAAAGAGAAGUUUAGUGAAAUUACUUAAUGAUCAGAGGUCUAAUGUGAAGAAAUUGUAUACAGCCAAAGCCCAUGCUCUGAGUUUGAAUCUUGAUAGACAAGGAUUCUCUAGUGCUGGUUGUUUGCCUAGUCCAUCUCAAUAAAAUUUUAUUUUUUUAUUAAAAAAAAAGUUAAUAAAAAAUGAAAAAAUCAAAUGACAAUACACUUCUUGUAUAAUAUGCUGAAGUUGUUAUAUAUAGUUAUGUUUCAUAUACCACACCAAAA
Messenger RNA from Hevea brasiliensis (rubber tree), 1826 nucleotides. RefSeq names its product phospholipase A1-Ibeta2, chloroplastic-like. NCBI's taxonomy places the organism in Eukaryota, Viridiplantae, Streptophyta, Magnoliopsida, Malpighiales, Euphorbiaceae. The transcript has a single exon. Gene Ontology annotation, biological process: lipid metabolic process. The record is from RefSeq and is a predicted model, not a curated record. Gene Ontology annotation, molecular function: glycerophospholipase activity. The coding region runs from base 134 to 1705 and encodes 523 amino acids.